Molecule: messenger RNA, 632 nt
Organism: Contarinia nasturtii (swede midge)
Lineage: Eukaryota; Metazoa; Arthropoda; Insecta; Diptera; Cecidomyiidae
Product: ankyrin repeat domain-containing protein 2A-like
Exons: 6
Coding region: 41-562 (173 amino acids)
Cellular component (GO): nucleoplasm
Molecular function (GO): protein binding
Source: RefSeq, a predicted model, not a curated record
AAUUCACCUCUUCGGAUCAAACUUAAAUAAAUCUUCAAACAUGAAAUUCUUUAUUGUUUUAAUUGUACUUUGUGCAUUCACUUCAGUCAUAUCGGCACUUCCAAAGAUAUCGAAAGCAGAACGUGCAAAUGAUGAUUUUUGGGACGUUGUUGCAGAGAAAGCCGAGCAUAAUAUCUUUGAAGGUCUUUUUGACAUGAUUUUAUUCGGAAUUACCGGAGGCAAAGGCCGCGACGAAACUACUCGGCUCCAUGUGGCUGCUCGAAGAGGUAAUCUUAAACAAGUGAAGGAUGAAAUCGACUACGAUGAAGAUGUUGAUGCCGUUGAUUUUCGUGGCAAUACAGCACUUCAUGAAGCCAUUUUGAAUGGUAAUGCCAAUGUUGUGAAACUUCUUUUGGAAAAUGAUGCAGACAUUACCGUUGAAAAUGACGAUGGAAAAACACCAAUUGAUGUGGCUUUGGAACAAGGACGGGACAAAAUUCACAAAAUGCUUCUUAAAGCUGAAGAGAGUGAGAUUGAAGAUCGACAACUUAGACUAAAAUACUUGAAGAAAGCGCUAUUUUAGUAUUUAAAAAAGUUACUAUUUAUUGUCGGUACAAAAUCAAACAAGUAAUAAAAAUUUACAUGAAAAACAA